CGAUAAAUUAGGAUAGGAAAACGUGAGACGUGACUGCCACAGAUACACAUUUCGCAUGAUACUACGCGGGUUUUUUUUUGAUAACGUUCGUAAUGUAAACACCAGAUAAUAUCAUGUUAAACAUUAUCAAGUCAUCUUCGACUUUUGUCACGCUGUCGUUCCGUUAUUGUUUCGCGUUCAUUGAUUUUGAUUGUUAUUUUUGGACCGAUGUAUUCAUUGCUUUUGUACCUUAAUAUUAUUAAUAUAUUAUAAAAUCAAUUAUUAGCAUAUCAUUUGGAAAUCGGUUCGUUGACCGCGUCCCAACAUCUAUCAAUAUACAAUAGUAUAUAUUUUAUUAUUACAUUUUGUUCGACUUAAAAAACUGACAAUUGCCAUGUAUUUGAAGACUUGGAAAGAAUUUGAAACUGCUUCGUACAAUUUACUUCUUAAAGAUCCAACCCGGGUUAGAUGCACAAUGAAAUAUUGUCAUAGUGAAUCAACCGUGCAGCUAAAAGUUACAGAUAAUAUAACAUGCUUGCAGUUUAAAACAACAGAUAUACAAUAUGUAAAGAAAAUAGAAGUGUUUUAUGCUACAAUAAUGAAACAAAUCACUUCAUCUGAACUUUGAAACAAUAUGAAUAAUUGUAUUUGUAUUAAAUUGUAUAAGAAUAUUUUAACUCUAAAAUUAUAUUGAAUGCUUAAA
Molecule: messenger RNA, 682 nt
Organism: Sipha flava (yellow sugarcane aphid)
Lineage: Eukaryota; Metazoa; Arthropoda; Insecta; Hemiptera; Aphididae
Gene: Srp9
Product: signal recognition particle 9 kDa protein
Exons: 3
Coding region: 374-607 (77 amino acids)
Biological process (GO): SRP-dependent cotranslational protein targeting to membrane; negative regulation of translational elongation
Cellular component (GO): signal recognition particle, endoplasmic reticulum targeting
Molecular function (GO): 7S RNA binding
Source: RefSeq, a predicted model, not a curated record